AUGUCUCUGCAACCUGGUUCGAGUUCUGGUUCUCCUUUGGAGGGGGCGGGGAGGAAAAGCAAUAAGAUUGGGCGUGUGACAGAAGAGAGUCGGAAAAUGAGGGAAGAAAACAUGAUUCGCAUGAGAAAAACAGAACCCCAAAAUAUUCUUCUCCGUAAACGAAUUAACAUUUCUGGGUUGAAUCAUCAGUUGAUGGAAGCUCUUCCUGAGAUAAUUGAACGUGUAUGUGCUGAGUACCCUGACCAUCGAUUGGAGGUCAAUGAACACUUUAGAAGGUUAACAGUUGGUGAAGAAGUACCAGUUGAUGAGGUCCUUAAGAAAGGUAUUCUCCCUCACUUGGUGGGGUUCUUGUCAAGGGACGAUGCACCCCAAUUGCAGAGAGAAGCUCUAUGGAUAGUAUCCAACUUUAACUUUGCUUCCGGAACAUCCCAACAAAUAACAGCUAUCGUUGAACUUGGUGUUGUUCCUCCCUUGGUCAAUCUUCUCUCUAGUACCGAUGAGGAUACCAGAGAAGAGGUCGUCUUCUGGAACAUUGUUCGUGAUUCCGCAAACAAUAGGGAUCUUGUUCUUAACCAUGGUGCUCUCAUGCCAAUAUUAGGUCAUUUGCAACCACAAUCAAAAUUGUCUAUGUUGAGACUUGCUUCGUGGUGUUUAUCUCUUUUGCUCCGUGGAGAGCCUCCAGUUAGUCUUGAACAGAUAAAGCCUGCCUUACCUGUUCUUCAGCGACUCGUCCACAUGACCGAUGAAGAAAUUUUAACAGAUACAUGCUGGGCUCUCGCUUACUUUUCAGUAGGUGAAACCGAGAGAAGUCAAGCUAUUCUUGAUCUUGGAAUUUGCCCUAGACUUUUGGAGCUUCUUCAGCAUCCAUCAGAUACGAUUACUCUAACCGUGCUUCUGUUUUUUGGAAAUAUCGUCACUUACAAUAAUGGUCCCCAAACACGGUUUUUGAUUGAUAUCCAAUUGCUCCGGCGUCUUCGACGAGUUCUUAUGCGUGAAUAUAACAAAAGCAUCUUUAGAGAAGCUUGUUGGACAAUCUCAAAUAUCGCAUCUGGGCAUAGAGAUCAAUUUCAGGUUGUGAUUGAUGCCAAUAUUAUUGAUUCUGUUGUUAAAGUUGUUCAUAAUGCUGGGUUUGAGGUCAAGAUAGAGGCUGCCUGGGUGAUCUGCAAUAUCACUUUUGGAGGAUAUACUGACCACAUCAGGUACCUUGCGGCUCAUGGUUGCAUUGAAGCACUGUGUGAACUCUUGACCUAUUCAGACCUAGCGAUUGUGAGGGUUUGUCUCUUGGCGCUGGACAGCAUUUUGGGAGUUGGAGAAAGUGACAGGAAUGAUAGAGGCAAUAGUUUUGCUAAAAGGGUUGAGCAAUGUGGAGGAUUAGAUAAUAUUGAAAUGUUGCAGACUCACGACAACAACGAGAUUAGUAAGACAGCUACGUUGAUUUUGGUUUCAUAUUUUGCUGAGGCUGAGAUGGACGAAUGA
Molecule: messenger RNA, 1476 nt
Organism: Sphenostylis stenocarpa
Lineage: Eukaryota; Viridiplantae; Streptophyta; Magnoliopsida; Fabales; Fabaceae
Source: the annotation of a GenBank genome assembly